AAAUUAAUUCGUUUCAAUUAAUUUUAUAUAUCGUUUUAAUCAACAUAGAUAAAGUCCAGUGAUUUUCAUAGCAUUGGGCGUAAUUCGAAGACGCGUUUCGAAUAAAUUACGAUUUCUAAGAAGUAGAUAGCCUCGAGAAAUUGUUAGCGCUUACGUUAAAAGUUUCACGGACGCGUCGUCGUAGUUGUUAAAUGUUACUCAUAGUAUAUCUUUACGUAUAAGAUAUUACCUUUACUUAUUUCAAAUAUCAUCCGAUAAUGAAGCUUUUUUUAUUUAUCAUUUAACGCGUCAAAUCAAUAUUAUUAUAUCGUAGACGAUCAACGUGAAAUUUUAUUUUCCCGGAAUAUGAUGAUUAUUGUUGCAUCUUCGAAAUACCGACAGAGGGAAUCUUAUUUCAAAUCAUACGUACGUACUACUCUAUGCACGAACAUAUUGUCAUAAUAAGAAUAACAGUAGGACGUCAAGGUUAUGUUAUGCUUCAUCACUUUUUUUAAAUUCUUUUUUUAAUUUUAUUUUAUUUUAUUUUCUUCUUUUUAAAGUGAAUGUUUAGGCAUCUGAUAUUGUGUUGCAUUUAUUGUCAUGUAUGUGUAUUGUUUAUAUUGAUUGUAUUUCUUUUUAUAAAUUCAACUAAAGUAUUUCAUUUGAUCAUUUAUUAUAUUCCGUUGAGUUAUGGUUAAAAUAAGCUUUAGAAUUUUAUCUGUGUUUAAGGAAAACAAAAAAAAGAAAUGGCCUUGGUUAAUUGUAUAUUUCAUCUGUGUUUACAUUCAAUAUGAAUAAUCAAUGGGAGAACGUGUCAACGUCAGUUAAUACUAUUUUUACACUUUACAACUACGUGUUUUUUUUUGUUUCUUUCUUCUUUUAUUAAGUCAAAUCUUUUCUUUCAAAUGGUUAUUUCAAAAAUGUAAUUUUCUUUGUAUUUAUGAUGUGUGUCAAUUGUUAUCUAUUGUCAUUUAUUUUGAAUUAACGAAAUAUCUAUUUUUAUUCAUUAUUAAUCAUGCUUUGAUUUGCUUUUGAGUGUGUGAAUAAUGCAAAAGGUAGAUACUAAAGUUUAUCAUUUUUUCAGGUAUUGAAAAUGAAAAGUGGAUGAAACAUUUAAAAUAUAUUUUGUCUUUUCUUUUUUUUCACAUAUUUAUAUAUUGAAUAUAAAAUAUAGCAAAAGAGUGAACAAAAUAAAUAAAUCAUGGAUAAGGUACAAAGUGCUACUUAUAUUGGGGUAGAUUCCCAUUUAUUAGAUUAUUGGGAAGAAUAUCAGAAAAUGAUUGAGGAAACUAAAAUGUUAGAUGAUUAUCUUGAUGAAGAAUGUCCACGAACUUAUGAUGAUGGUGAAGAAGAAGCAGAAUGGCUUCGAGCUGCAGGAUUAGGAGAAUUAACAGAAGCAUGGAAAGCAGGUAGAGAAGUUCAACCAGAAGAAUUAGGAGCUGCUUUACGUCCUCUUUCAAGAGCUCAAGCAGAAGCUGUAAAAAGAAGAGUUAAAUCUCUCAAUCAUACUGUUAAACAACGUUUCAAUCAAAGACAACGUGUAAGGAAACCAGAUAUUAGGGAUGUGUUCAAAGAUGUAGAGAUUUCCAGUACAGGUACAAGAUCAAGAAGUGCUACACCUGAUUCGUUAGAUUCUAUUCUGGGUGAAACUCCAGAAAGUGCUUCACCUCCUUCACAACCAUCGAUAACUGUAAUUGAUCAUCAAACAAGUGGUAACAUUCCCAGUUUUGUAUCAAUAUUUCAUCGUUCUUCAAAUGAAGGAAAGGAGACUGUUAGAAGAACACCAAGUGCACCAUCAACGAAUGCAAAUGCUGUGACAAAUGCUUCUGUUCAUGUUCAAGAAAUCUUUAGACGUACUGGUCACUCUUCUAAAGGAGAUGUUGCUAAUGAUUCUGAAGGUAUUCAACUGACUGGCUAUCACAGAUUAGGAACAAUACAUCUUUCUAGACCACCUAUUCAGAAACGUAGUGGUAGCGAUCCUAGUGAAGUAGCAAAUACAGAAAAUUUAGAUAUUGAAAAUAUCGGAAAAUUAACAGUUUCUAAAGAUUCGACAUUGCGAAGAGCUUCAGGCAGCCAUGCAACUGUUUCUAGGAGUCAUAGUAGUUUAUAUGGUUUAUCACCUUCUAAAGAUGAGAAUUUAUUAUCUCAUCCAUUGAACCGUACUUCUUCACAUGGUCAUUUGAGUUUUGAACAAAUGUGCAGGACAAAUGAAAACAAGUCACAAGUAUGGGUGACAGAAAAUCUUCCAAUUGAUGAUGGUUUUCCUCGACAACGUAUAGAAUCGUUAUCUCAACGUGAUUUUACACGAUUGCAACCACUCUUGUGGCUUGAACUCACCGCAGUUUUUGAUAAAUAUAAUGUACCUCUUAAAAAGCGUAAACCAAACAAACGUAGGAGAAAAGCUGGUAAUUUAUUUGGUGUAUCGUUGUCAACUUUAUUACUCAGGGAUAGCCAGAUAACAAACGAAGAAAGUAACAUUCCUUUAGUAUUUCAAAAAGUACUCAACGAAUUGUCCAAGCGUGGAGUUAAGGAAGAAGGCAUUCUUAGAGUUGGUGGUCAUAAACAGAAGGUUGAGCUAAUAUGUACAGAAUUAGAAACAGAUUUUUAUAGCAAGCCAAAGGAAAUCGAUAAGUUAUUUAAACGUAUACCAUGUCAUGAUUUGUCAGCUAUUCUUAAAAAAUUAUUACGUGACUUACCUCAACCACUUCUUACAGUGGAACUUAUGGAUGCUUUUUACCAAAUUCAUGAAAUAAAAAAUCCUAACGAUUUAUCAUAUUCAUUAAACUUAUUGGUGCUACUUCUACCAACGGAGCAUAAAUGCACAUUAAAAGCAUUGUUAACCUUUUUGAAAUUGGUUAUAGAUAAUCAGAAUUCGAAUAAGAUGUCAAUACAUAACGUGGCAAUGAUAGUAGCACCAUCACUAUUUCCACCACGUUACGUGCAUCCUAGUGAUCGUUCUGAUUUAAAUGCUCAAGUUAAUAUGGCUGCCAUAUGUUGUAGGGUUACAGAAUCAUUACUUAAUUAUUCGGAUAAAUUAUGGUAUGUACCAACUGCUCUACUAAGUCAGAUGCGCAGACAGUCCGAAGAAGAAAAAUAUCGCAAAUACAAAAAGAAGUAUUAUUAAGGACAAUGAUUGGCAGACUGAGUAUCAUACUGUUGUGUAUCAAUUUGUAGAAGAAGUAUAGGGAAGUAUAAUACCUUUGGUGCCUCUUAAUUUUUCUAAUAGGAUUUUUAGAUUACAUUUGUAUUUUUUGAUAGACUAAGCUGUAGUGAAAUACCAUUUGAAAGAGAGGGUGCUUUGAUGAAAUCCUUUUUGUCAAAAGGUUUUUUUUUUUUUUUGAUAUACCUCAUA
Polistes dominula (European paper wasp) is the source of this 3331-nucleotide messenger RNA. It is a transcript of the gene conu, whose product is annotated as Rho GTPase-activating protein conundrum. NCBI's taxonomy places the organism in Eukaryota, Metazoa, Arthropoda, Insecta, Hymenoptera, Vespidae. Gene Ontology annotation, cellular component: cytoplasm. Gene Ontology annotation, molecular function: GTPase activator activity. Gene Ontology annotation, biological process: regulation of small GTPase mediated signal transduction; signal transduction; regulation of actin filament polymerization. The record is from RefSeq and is a predicted model, not a curated record.